Molecule: messenger RNA, 1865 nt
Organism: Ilex paraguariensis (yerba mate)
Lineage: Eukaryota; Viridiplantae; Streptophyta; Magnoliopsida; Aquifoliales; Aquifoliaceae
Source: the annotation of a GenBank genome assembly
GGACCAUCUCCCCCCUCUCUCUUGCUGGCUUUCUUCUGAGUGCAAUCCCCCAUUGCAUGAAAAUGGAGCUUCAACAUUUCAGCCAUAAGGACCAUCCACUGAUUCUCAAAGAACUGCAAGAGGAAGAAAGUGGGAGAAUUAUUUGCUAUGGGUGUGAGAAAACAAUCUUCGAGGACUCUAUGUAUAGUUGUGGCCUGUGUGACUACUUCCUCCACAAAAGAUGUGCGGAACUCCCCCAGGAAAUUAACGACCCCCUACACUACCAACACCUUCUCACCCUCUAUGCAUAUUCACCUUAUCCAUCUUCUGUAUGCGCAUGUAAUGCAUGUCGAAAAGUUUUGAAUCGGUUCAACUACUCUUGUAUUUCUUGCCAAUUUAACCUUUGCAUGUCAUGCUUCUUAGAGGAGCGCACAAUUACACACACAAGUCACGAGCACCCAUUAGCUGUCAUAUCUAGACAAGCAUUGUUCUGGUGUAACGCUUGUGGCACAGAAAGUAAAGACUUAUCCUAUAUGUGUCACCCCUGCGGUUUUUGGAUUCACAAGACUUGUGCUUUAUCGCCGAGCACCAUCACUUGUAGUGAUCACCCGCACCCACUUCUCCUCGUUAAGCAGCACUUCAAGUUAACCAAUUUCGACCAAGACUGCGAUUUAUGUGGUGUGUACAUUGACGACGAUUUUUGGGCUUAUUACUGUGGCCCAUGCAGAUAUUUUGUCCAUCUGAAAUGUUUCAGUUUCAGAGGAGGUGAAGAUGAGAAUAUAGUUGUUGAACCUCCCGACUCCAAUGUGAUCCAUUUACCGGUGACAGAUGGUUUCGAAGAUUUCAUAAAAAAAUUUGUUGAGCAGUUGGACCUUGAAGAGAGAGAAAGAGAAACAGAGGUAACAUAUUUUGGCCAUGAGCAUCCACUAACUCUUUCCGAAGUGCAAGGCGACAAUGAGAUAAAAGAAGAAAAAAUAUUAUGCAACGGUUGUGUGCAACCAAUCUCUAGUCUAUUUUAUAGCUGUCGUAGUCAUUGCAAUUACUCUCUUCAUUUAAGUUGUAUCAACUUACCGACGGAGUUGCAACAUCCUAGUCACCUUCAACACCCGCUCUGUUUGUUUAACUACAAGAGGAUCUAUGAUGCCUUUCAGUGCAACUUGUGUCGAGUAUACACCAAUGGAUUGUUCUACAACUGUGAAACAUGUGACUUCUUUCUUGACAUCAAAUGUGCUUGUUUAGCUGAUGAAGCUUAUGCACAUAAAGCCCACAAGCAUCCCUUGUUUCGAAGUGAAGGUUCGGAGUAUAAUUGCAAUGCAUGUAGCUUUAAUUUCUCUGGGAUUAGAUUCGGAUGUGAUAAAUGCAAGUUCUAUAUAUGCACCCGUUGUGUUGUACUCCCACAUAUUAUCAAUCACAGAUGGGACAAACAUCCUCUCACCUUGAACUAUUCUCCUUAUUUUGACCAUCCAGAUGAGUUUCAUUGUGAAUAUUGUGAGGAUGAAAUAAAUCCAAAGUUUUGGAUGUAUCAUUGUCGUGAUUGCGAUCAGUCAUUUCAUACAAGGUGCGUCGAGAAUCUCCGCGCGAACUACAAGCUUGGUGGCACCGUUCAAAUUAUAGAUCACCCUCACCGUCUCAUGUUUCUUAAAAAGAAGAAUCCUUAUUCCAAGUGUUCUAAGUGCAGUGAGGAUAAAAUAUACUUGUUAGAAUGUCUAGAAUGUAAUUAUACGAUCUGCUUAGUUGUGGCGAUAGAUCAUUUAAAUCUUGCUCUUGGUAAAAGUAUUUGCUAUCGGGUGGAAUUUGGAAAUGUAUUAUUAGUUGGAGAAUUGCUUUUUUGUCUACUCACAGUUGUACCAGUACGAAGAAAACAAAAUAGUUCUAAAACAGUAUAA